Molecule: messenger RNA, 3252 nt
Organism: Impatiens glandulifera
Lineage: Eukaryota; Viridiplantae; Streptophyta; Magnoliopsida; Ericales; Balsaminaceae
Product: wings apart-like protein 1
Exons: 14
Coding region: 222-2876 (884 amino acids)
Biological process (GO): regulation of chromosome condensation
Source: RefSeq, a predicted model, not a curated record
GCCCUUUUCCUUGAGAACUAUCUCUCUUUCAAUCGAUCGAUCGACGCCUGCAAAUCAGAAUACGUUGGGCGAUUCCAUAUCCAGCUCUGAAGUUUAGGUUACAGUUCGCUGGAUCUCCAAUUCAAACCAUUUGACGCCAAAGCAUCGAUUAAUACGGCGAUUCCAUAUCCAACAACCCAACCUCUACGCAACUCAUGCGUGGUUUAAAUUCGACUUGAAAGAUGAUUGUUCGAACAUACGGUCGUCGGAAUCGAGGUAUAGAGAGAGAUGGUUACUCUGACUCCGGCUGCCACGACCUAUCUGAUGGAUUCGAACAUCCUAUAUCUCAAGAAGUUUGUCAAUCUCAGGAUAGAAACAUCUUCUCUUCUCAAGAUUCAUCUCAUUGGUCCGUCGAUCCCGAGCUCCCAGGCGCGAAUUUGUCCCAGGCAGGAUGUGAAUUGACGGGUCCUCCCCAAGCUGGGAACUGGGUCAACGGGGAUUUGGAAAACGGGAAUGUUGUUUCUAGGAAAUUGAAGAAGAGGAAGACUCUUAAGGAAGAGGAAAAGAAACUGGGGUGCAAAAAGUUGAAAUCGAAAGGUUCUAGAUCCGCCGUGUGUGGUCAGGCAGAUGUUGUUGGCACGACAACAUUGAUGGAGACACAAGAGUUCGGGGAAAUGAUGGAGCAUUUGGACGAGGUUAAUUUUGCAUUGGACGGAUUAAGGAAGGGACAACCAGUUCGAAUCAGAAGGGCGAGUUUGUUGUCUUUGAUAUCCAUUUGUGGCUCAGCACAGCAGCGACGACUACUAAGAAGUCAUGGGUUGGCAAAAACAAUCAUCGAUGCUGUUUUAGCGCUCAACUUGGACGAUUCACCUAGCAAUCUGGCAGCUGCUGCUCUCUUCUAUGUUUUGACUAGUGAUGGUCAAGAUGAUCAAAUAUUGGAUUCAGCUACUAGCAUUCAAUUUCUGAUGAAGCUCUUGAAACCGAUAUCCUCUGCUUCUGGUAACAAGAAGACACCAAAUAUUGGCUUUAAGCUUCUAGCAUUUCGGAAGAAUGUCGAUGUUUUACAAGAUUCUGGCAAAGAGGUGGAUUCGACCACGAGUGCGAUUUUUCUCAAAGUUCAGGAGCUUCUCGUCAAUUGUAAGGAAAUGAAGUCAGGCAGUGGAAGCAGUGAUGCAACCGGGAAGCCUGAGCUGAGUCCCAAGUGGAUGGCUUUAUUGACAAUUGAGAAAGCAUGCUUAACAACUAUUUCUCUAGAAGACACCACUGGUGCUGUUCGAAAGACUGGAAGCAAAUUCAAGGAAAAAUUGCGAGAGCUGGGAGGACUUGAUGAGGUCUUUGAUGUCACCCGCAAAUGUCAAUCUGUUUUGGAGAGGUGGUUAAAAAAAUUCCCCAAUCAAAAUAAACAUUAUAAAGGAAGCUUGGAUCUUGAAAGCCUGGCACUGCUUCUAAAAUGUCUGAGAAUUAAUGAAAACGCGACAUUCCUUAGUGAAAAUAAUCAGAAUCAUUUGCUUGGUCUUAAAGGAAACUUUGAUCAUGAGGGCUUUCCUGAAUCUUUUGUACACUUUAUCAUAAGUAUCAUUAAGGUUUUAUCAGGUCUUUCUUUAUUGAGAAGUUCCUUGGAGGAUACAGAUGAUAAAAAGUUCCAUGACCUUUCUAUUGGGAUUGAGAAGGAUUCUCUAAGCCAUUUUAAGGGAAACUGUAAAGCAGAAAUCAAUGAGAUUAUAACUAUCAGUUCUUCUAUUAACUCAUCUGCCACUGAAGAUUCUUCUCAGAAGAGACCAAGUACAUCACAGGAGGACCAUAAGUGGUUGACAUCUGGAAAAUCUGGAGAUUCCAAAACAACUUCUAGUAUGACUCGGGCAUUUGUCGCUGAUUCUCGCUUGUUGAAGAUAAGAGCUAAUUCCUCUACUUUCAGCUCGUGCAGCGGAACGACAAGUUCAAGCGUGGGAAGAUCUUUCUGUAAUAUUGGGAAACAACAAGGCAUUGCUGUUGAAAAUUCUGAAUCUGAAAGUCACGAGAAUAGUCAGGAUCCCUUUGCUUUCCAUGACGAGGAAUUUGAACCGUCAAAAUGGGAGUUACUUUCUGAGGUUAAGAGGCCUCCUCCCAGAACCCUACACAAUAAGGCAUUAAGUAGUGAAAAUGGAAUUGAGUGUCGAUCUGAAACGGUUUUGAGUUUAGGGGAGUCGAGCAACAAGGAAAAUGAUGUCUUGUCCUCCUCGGCUCUUGAUGAGGAUACGCAUAAUCUUCUUGCUGACUGUUUUCUUACAGCUAUCAAGGUCUUGAUGAAUUUGACAAAUGAUAACCCUAAAGGAUGUGACCAAAUUGCUUCCUGUGGAGGAAUAGAGACUCUAUCGUCAUUAAUUGUCGACCAUUUUCCUUCAUUUACAACUUCCGCACGGGAUCAGAAGGAAACAAAUCUUUCUGAUCAAGAGUUAGAUCUUCUCGUGGCUAUUCUGGGGUUACUUGUUAAUUUGGUUGAGAAAGAUAACCACAACAGAUUGCGGCUUGUGGAAACUAGUGUUCCAUUGACUAGAAAUGGAGAUGAAAAAAUGAAUGUGAUUCCUUUACUAUGCUCCAUAUUCUUGGCAUACCAAAGGGUAGGUGAUGCUGGUGAAGAAGGGAAACUUGAGUGGGAUGACGAAGAGGCUGUAUUACAAGGAGCCAAAGAAGCCGAGAAAAUGAUUGUUGAAGCAUAUGCUGCUCUUCUUCUCGCCUUCCUUUCAACUGAAAGCAAGGCUACACGUAAAAAUAUCGCCCAAUUCCUUCCAAGACGCAAUCUCACUACCCUUGUACCUGUAUUAGAAAGAUUUGUGGAAUUUCAUCUGAGUUUGAACAUGAUAUCAACCGAUACACACAAAAUUGUGCUUGAAGUAAUCGAAUCAUGUAGGAUAGCUUGAAAUCAAGAAGCAAUUCUCGAUCUUGGAUACAGAGAAAGACUUUGGUUUCACAAUCCAUUUGUCAAAAUUCAAGCUCAGCAUGCAAAAUCUCGGAAGCAUACCACAGACCUAGUCAGACAUUCAUCCCAUUUUGUUUUUCUUCUCAUGUUAGCUUAUAAUAUUUACAUCUUUAUUUUUCCUCUCUUUAUAAUGGUUUGAGGCCAAUGUUGUUGUACAUGAAGAACAUAUUAGAAUAUAGUUCUGGGCUAGUAUUGUCUUAUGAAUAUGCACUCUUCUUCUUUCUUCCCACCUUGCUAAUUGUGUAUGUAAGAGAAAGAUUGAUUGCAUUUGCAGCAUAGAAUAUGAACAACAGAGGUCAAAACAUGUUAUAUUAUUA